AAGAAAUCUUGGAAUACAAACAAACACGUUCACAAAUUCAUUCCUUAGACAAAUCUCCCCCAAUAUUCACCCUCAGAUCUCAUCAAGAUUACAUUUUUACACUCAAUUCAUUCACUUUUUCAUCAAUCAAUGGCGGAAAACCUCCCAAUGACUCACCGUUCAACCUUCUUGUUACCGCCAACAGUCACCGAUACGACGACCUACGCACUUAUUAUCCUUAACCAACGCCUCCCUCGAUUCUCACCCUUAAUUUGGGAUCACGCAAAAGUUCGUGUGUGUGCUGACGGUGGAGCUAAUCGGUUGUUUGAUGACAUGCCGGAGAUGUCUUGUUGUGGGGAAGAUGUGUCUGGUGUUCGUGAAAGGUACAAGCCAGAUGUAAUUAAGGGAGAUAUGGAUUCAAUCAGACCAGACGUUUUGAAUUUCUACAGAAAUUUGGGAACCAAGAUUAUAGAUAAUUCUGAUGACCAAGACACGACAGAUUUACAUAAAUGUAUUGCGUAUAUACUCGAUACCGUUUCCGAUGACAGGAAGUCAAACCUGUGCAUACUUGUUGCUGGAGCUCUCGGUGGUAGAUUUGACCACGAAAUGGGAAACGUUAACACGUUAUGCCACUUUUCAACAACACGGAUCGUUCUUUUGUCCGAUGAUUGUCUUAUUCAACUUCUUCCUAGUAACCGGCAUCAUGAGAUUAGUAUCAUGUCUUCGGUUGAGGGCCCACAUUGUGGCCUUAUUCCUAUUGGUACCCCUUGCGGAAGCUCUACAACUACCGGGCUACAAUGGAAUCUUGAUAAUACAGAAAUGAGAUUUGGGGGUUUAGUGAGCACAUCAAAUAUCGCCAAAGGAGAAACGGUAACCGUUAGAUCGGAUUCUGAUCUUUUGUGGACAAUAUCUCUUAAGAAAAACACCCAUGAAGGUGAAGAAGGCAUACUACAUGAUUCUCAACAUGUUUGAUCAUAGAUUCAUAUCCUAAAUUAUAUAUUAUUAUUUAUAUUUAUUUUAUUUGUGUAAUGAAAACAGUUACAGUUAUUCACUUAUUUGUGUCUAUCUAGAGAUAAUAUAAUUUUUGUGCCAUCCUUAGUGAUGUUUGUUUCUUUUAGGGUAGAUUUCCUUUGUUGCAUUUUGUUUAGUGUGUAUGGUUUAGGUUUCAGUUGUUAAAAGUACAUGGUAUUACUAUU
Molecule: messenger RNA, 1175 nt
Organism: Helianthus annuus (common sunflower)
Lineage: Eukaryota; Viridiplantae; Streptophyta; Magnoliopsida; Asterales; Asteraceae
Product: thiamine pyrophosphokinase 1
Exons: 6
Coding region: 130-951 (273 amino acids)
Biological process (GO): thiamine metabolic process; thiamine diphosphate biosynthetic process
Molecular function (GO): thiamine binding; ATP binding; thiamine diphosphokinase activity
Source: RefSeq, a predicted model, not a curated record